AUGCAGAGGCCACCACCGGAAGAUUUUCUGUUGAAAGAGACCAAACCUCAUCUUGGAGGUGGAAAGGUUUCUGGUGAUAAACUAACAAGUACUUAUGAUCUUGUUGAGCAAAUGCUAUACCUUUAUGUAAGGGUUGUUAAAGCGAAGGAUUUGCCUUCGAAGGAUGUUACAGGAAGUUGCGAUCCUUAUGCAGAAGUUAAGCUUGGGAACUAUAAAGGAACUACUCAGCAUUUUGAGAAAAAGACGAAUCCGGAAUGGAAUCAGGUUUUUGCUUUCUCGAAGGAUCGGCUCCAGGCGUCGGUGCUUGAGGUUACUGUGAAGGAUAAGGAUGUUGUGAAGGAUGAUUUCAUUGGUCGUGUGUGGUUUGAUUUGAACGAGGUUCCGAAACGGGUUCCCCCGGAUAGUCCGUUGGCGCCGCAGUGGUAUAGGCUGGAGGAUAGGAAGGGAGAUAAGGUUAAGGGGGAGCUGAUGCUGGCUGUUUGGAUGGGUACGCAGGCUGAUGAAGCGUUUCCCGAAGCUUGGCAUUCGGAUGCUGCGACUGUUAGUGGGACCGAUGCGCUUGCGAAUAUUAGGUCUAAAGUUUAUUUGUCUCCGAAGCUUUGGUAUUUGAGAGUCAAUGUGAUCGAGGCACAAGACUUGCAACCAACUGAUAAGGGUAGAUAUCCGGAGGUUUUCGUGAAGGCUAUUUUGGGGAAUCAAGCAUUGAGGACUAGAAUUUCUCAGAGUAGGAAUAUUAAUCCAUUGUGGAAUGAAGAUUUGAUGUUUGUUGCUGCGGAACCGUUUGAGGAGCCGCUGAUUUUGAGUGUGGAAGACAGAGUUGCUCCUAACAAAGAAGAAGUAUUGGGGAGGUGUGCGAUUCCAUUGCAGUUUAUGGAUAGGAGACUAGAUCACAAACCGGUGAAUACUAGGUGGUUUAAUCUUGAAAAACACAUUGUUGUUGAAGGGGAGAAAAAGAAAGAGAUUAAAUUUGCUAGUAGGAUUCACAUGAGGGUUUGUCUAGAAGGUGGUUAUCAUGUUUUGGAUGAAUCAACUCACUACAGCAGUGAUCUUCGCCCGACUGCGAAACAACUAUGGAAAUCUGGAAUUGGUGUUCUUGAAGUUGGGAUAUUGAGUGCACAUGGUUUGAUGCCGAUGAAAAAUAAAGAUGGGAGAGGGACAACAGAUGCUUACUGUGUAGCGAAAUACGGGCAGAAGUGGAUCCGAACAAGGACAAUCGUUGAUAGCUUCAUGCCGAGGUGGAAUGAGCAAUAUACUUGGGAGGUAUUUGAUCCUUGCACUGUUAUUACAAUUGGUGUAUUUGACAAUUGUCAUUUGCAUGGUCCUGAAAAAGCUGGAGGGGCAAAAGAUGCUAGAAUCGGUAAGGUAAGGAUCCGUCUUUCGACACUUGAGACUGAUCGAGUUUACACACAUUCCUAUCCACUUCUAGUUCUUCACCCGAAUGGUGUGAAGAAAAUGGGUGAAAUUCAAUUAGCUGUGAGGUUCACUUGUUCGUCUUUGCUCAACAUGAUGCACAUGUAUUCACUACCUUUAUUGCCGAAGAUGCACUAUAUACACCCUUUGACCGUUAGCCAGCUCGACAGUUUGAGGCAUCAAGCUACUCAGAUUGUUUCAAUGAGGCUAAGUCGCGCUGAGCCGCCACUGAGAAAGGAGGUAGUUGAGUAUAUGCUUGAUGUCGGUUCUCACAUGUGGAGUAUGAGAAGAAGCAAGGCUAACUUCUUCAGAAUCAUGGGAGUAUUGAGUGCACUUAUCGCCGCAGGAAAAUGGUUUGAUCAAAUUUGCAAUUGGAAAAAUCCCAUUACAACCGUUCUGAUUCAUAUCUUGUUUAUAAUAUUGGUCAUGUAUCCUGAACUUAUCUUACCUACAGUUUUCCUUUACCUCUUCCUGAUUGGAAUUUGGCACUACAGAUGGAGGCCAAGACACCCUCCUAACAUGGAUACUCGACUCUCUCACGCCGACUCGGCUCAUCCUGAUGAACUCGACGAAGAGUUCGACACAUUCCCAACUUCGCGGCCUUCUGACGUUGUGCGGAUGCGAUAUGAUCGUCUCAGAAGCAUUGCUGGUCGUAUACAGACUGUGGUUGGUGACUUGGCUACUCAAGGGGAAAGGCUGCAGUCCUUGCUGAGCUGGCGUGAUCCGAGAGCUACUGCCCUGUUUGUGAUUUUCUGUCUGCUUGCUGCUACUAUACUUUAUGUAACUCCAUUCCAAGUCGUGGCCCUCCUGGCUGGAAUUUAUGUGCUGAGACACCCGAGGUUCCGUCAAAAGCUUCCUUCUGUGCCGCUUAAUUUCUUCAGGAGGCUGCCUGCAAGAACUGACUGCAUGCUUUGA
This is a messenger RNA of Lathyrus sativus (Indian pea), 2325 nucleotides long. The record is from the annotation of a GenBank genome assembly. Lineage: Eukaryota; Viridiplantae; Streptophyta; Magnoliopsida; Fabales; Fabaceae.